Pangasianodon hypophthalmus (striped catfish) is the source of this 14557-nucleotide messenger RNA. RefSeq lists its product as uncharacterized. The record is from RefSeq and is a predicted model, not a curated record. Lineage: Eukaryota; Metazoa; Chordata; Actinopteri; Siluriformes; Pangasiidae. Bases 11190 to 12197 code for a protein of 335 amino acids. The transcript is spliced from 2 exons.
AAAUUGUUAUGGCUUUAAUACAGACAAAGGUUAUCUUAUGACGCAACUAAAGCGACCAUUUACGCUAUACAUCAGUUGCUAGCAGUCAGGGCUGAGUGAUUGCGUAGGGAUUUCCAAAGGUUCUCUGACAUAUUUGCAUAAAACAUGCUGGGUGUUUGUAGUCCCUGGACAUUGCUGUAUGUAAAAAAAAGUAAAUUCUGUCAAAAAGCUGAGGCUGAGAAACAGAAUACUGUAUUACAGUAUACUAUAUAACAUGACAUCUGGGAAAACCUAUCAGAUGUUGCUAUGGCUGAAUUCUGGCAAGCAGAUGAAAAAGAGGACUUUUCUAUCUAUACCAUAGUGUUAAACCUCAACUUUAAGAAAACAUAAAAAUAUUUCACCAAAAACAAGGUGGAAAUGUUUUAUUUACUUUUUAACCUUACCUAGGUUUUUCUGGAAAUAUCAUGUGGGUAAGGAGCCAGUUUAAAAAUGCAGUGGUAAAAACUGUUAGUCUGCCGAAAGAUGUCUUAAAUCUUGCUAGCUGAGUGUGAUUUCCUCACACAGUGAAUGCCACGCAUUGAUCAAGUAGUUAGAUAGCUACGUGAUGUAGAGAAACAGAUAUAUGGCUAAUCAAUUCAGUUUGUAAUAAGAUACCGGCUGUCAAAAUGUCCAUGAUUCUCCUGCCCCUUAGCUGGGAUAAAAUCUUUAAAUGCAAUGUUCUCCUUUUUCACUUUUUGGUGAUAACCAAACUUUAAUAACAAACAUAUUUCAGGUAACUAUGUAUAGUAGAAAAUGUCAAAAUUUCCCCAUGUGAAGAGUUUUCCCAGGCUGCAAUACAUAUAGGAAAUGCCAGUCUUAUACUGGAGUGUUCCUUUAAUAGCAACUAAAAUGUGAGCAUAUGAUGUCAGAUGUUUAUAGUGUGAUUAUUUUCAAUGUUUAGAUCACUAACACUAAUUACAACUGAUCUCAGCAUCAUUAGCAUUACCUCUUGUUGUCCAUGAUUAAGCUUGUUUAUCUGAUUAUUCAUCUGUAAUUAGUCAUCUGUGUAUUGUUUAUGCAAAAGGACUGAUUGUUACCGGGUAUGAACCAGCUCGCACCACAUGUACUCAUGUUGCUGAGAAAUGUGAGAUUCACGAGGUUUAGUGGACUAAAGUAAAAUGUGACAACUCCCUGAUCAUCAGAACCAUCCUUCAGUUCACCAUCAAUCCACACAGACAAGCAUACACACACACACAAACACACACACACAUGCACGCUUGAAUGAGAGUUGGAUCUGAGUCCCGUGCUUGGGAGAGCAACAAUGACAGCGGCUGUUCUCUGACGCACAGAGACGUUGGCGAGCUGUUUCCAGAAGAGUACGGGAGGCCAUUGGCAGCCCCCUUCAUCCCCCCUCCCUUACUCCUCCUCCUCCUCCUCUCAGCCUGGCCAUCGCCGACCGUGCCGUCCGAUGAGAGAUAAAAAGGGGCUGUUGUUGUUGUCGGCACGCAUGGGAGAUGGACGCCUCUGUUUUUCUCCGCCUGCCUCUAUCUCCUGACGCCCACAGACAGAGGAAAAAAGGGACAACAGAAAUAGGGGAAGAGAGGAAAGGAAGAAAUGCCUGGUGUUCUGGGGGCUGUUGCUCUUAUUCUCCUCCCUGGAUAGAGGAAAGAGAAAAGAGAAGGCCUGGGCCAUGUGAUAGGGGAAACAUGCGGGCCCGGCUCGGCCCCCAGGCGGAAAGAACGAGGCCUGCUGCGUCUCUCCUGCAUGAUUAAUCUGGCUGAGGGGCAGGAUGGUUGCCACAGACCUGCCGCAUUAACUCCCUGCUCACCAGCCAAAUACACACAGACACGCACACACAAGUGCGUCUUCAUGGAUCCACACACCAAAAAUCUGGGUUGAUGGCUGCUAUGCGCGCCAGCGUGUCCACCUGCAGCAGGAGCGGCGUGGUUGGGUUGGGAAAUUAGAGCAAGGCAUUGUGCCUUUGUUCUCGCCACAGGCUCCGUCUCGGCCGAGUCACAUGAGAGGCAGAACGUAAGUGGUCACGCUGCUUGGACAUGGUCAAUGGACACUGACUUUCUGCUUGAUCUUGGGAGGAAAGUCCCACAUGACUGGUGCAUGGUCAACAUAAGUAGUUCAAAAGCCCUAAACAAACCAUUAAUCAUGUUUUGGCUAGACUAGUCCAGACUAGACCAGUCCUGCAGUUACCAUAGUUUAAAGCUCAGGUUUUUUUUUUUUUUAGGUAUUUUCAAAUUAUUAUUAGUUGUCAGUAAACGCAAGAAUACUUCUCCUCUAAUGUGAUCUUGAAGACAUCUGGCCACUCAUCAAUAAGCUUUACUAAUUGAAACAUCUGCUUUGAACUAGCAUUCAAAAGUUGUUUUAUGCAUGAUGUCUUUGUUUUCUUUCACUUUAACAGGCACCUGAAGACAUCUCCUGCCCACAGUAAUAAAUAAACAGGCCUGUGUGUUUUUCAGACUCUUCAGCAAGUCUUGUGUAUCCCAGAAGUUACCUGGUCCCCUGCUGAGGCCGGGCAAAAAGACCAAGCCCUGAUUCUCAGGCUCCCAGGAAGGUGGAGGGUUAACUGGCCUCAGUCCUCGCCGCAUUAACUGGAAAGGAAUGAAGUGUCAAGCGUGUUCUCACCGCCGUGAGACGCCCGAAACCCUGCCUCCUCCACCAACCCCCCCACCCCAGCAACCUCCCACAGCCGUGACCAAAUUAUUUUCUAGCCUCCAGAGAUUCGCCUCGCCAGACAAAAAUCUGCAGCGCAGCCCUGAUUCAGUGCACAAACACGCAGCCUCCCUCCUCUCUCAACGCCUCUCCGCCGCCACUUUGAAGAAAAUGGGCCUGCCGUUUUUUUCUCCUUUCUUUAACGGGCCUCCGUUAGGACAGCUCCGUCUGUUUACACUCGACAGAUUUAAACGCUCCCAAAAACAGCGUCCACAAAACAACUUGGCUUCCUCUGUGAGUGAGGGCCAAUCCAAGAGGCUGCUCUUUGUUCACAGUCCCUCUCUCACUCUUCCCCUCUCUACUUUUCUCAUCUCUCUCUCUCUCUCUUUUUGUUCUUCCAUCAAGUUUUUACUCUGCACUUAGUAAAAUAAAGUAAAAAAAAACACAAUUAAGUAAUUUUGAUUAAUAAUUACUGAACAAGUUUUUUGGACAUUGAGAAAAUGGUGACAAAAUUGGUGGAGGUCAGUUACAGUGGCAAAAAUUUAGUGCUGAGAAAUAGCUAAUAGACUGAAGGGAAGAUAACACAGAGACAGAGGGGGGGAGAAAAUAAACCCCACCAGUGAGCAGGCCGCCCAGCCCUGCCAAACUGCUUAAAAAAGCCCUCUGUUUUAUUUAUAGUGCGCUGUAUCCAUGGUAACCAGAGGGGUCAGGCAAGCCGGGCCUGCGCUUCACCCUGCUCAAGGGAUUAGGAUUUCACCGAGCUUCUCACAUGUGCCCAAGGUGGGCUAGAGCUUCUCACUGACGCUGUUACACAGCUCAGGGAAUAGAGUAGAGGAGCAGGGAGGGCUGGGGGGACUUUCACACUCACCAAAAUGGAGAGAAGUGCCAUAUGAGCCUUAAUGAGCUAGCCAACACUCCAGAGGCAGCAGCAGUUUGGGUUUGUUUACACUAAUUGUCAAAGUUCUCCAACUGAGUUUAAGCCCAUUAAAGUGAUAAGAGCAGCAGAUAUUCCAGCGCUCAGUAAGGUCAGACUGGGUUAGUGGGAAGCACAGUAAUUCUGCGCAUGAUGAUCUCACCCUCGGCGGAAGGCAAAACCAUGACAGUGACGUCGAAUUUGUGAGAAGUCCUGUUAGUUGAGAGCUGAAAAGUGAAAGGGGAAAACGAGCUCCCAGUUCUUGAGGCAUUAAGGAGCAAAGAAAGUGGACAGCAUUUUCAAGACAAUCUUGGGUUAUAGUAUGGUUCAGAGCACGUGGAUUUAUGGAUUUUCACUGGAAGAGGCCAAAUGGUCGGAGGUCAUUAGGCCGUCCUUCAUAACGCAGAGAGAGACAUGCUCAGCCACGCAAGAAGGACGGCUCCGCAAAAGUGGGAGAUUUUUGUGGCCUUGUUAUUUUCCGCUCAGGCACUGCGUGUGAGAGCUGUUCCAAAUCCUUGCGUGGGAGCCUGUUGGAGGAGACCAGAGAGUGAGAGAGAGAGACAGAGAGAGAGAGGGAGGAAAGGAGGGGUAGGGGGAGAGGGAGGCAUUGACAUGCACUCCAAGAACGGCGCCGUGUGAGAAUGUGGACUUCCGGAUCCCUCCCGGGGAGAACGCAGUCAGCGUUGCUAGGAAACAGAUUGCUAUGGGGGUUAGUGGAGCCAUGCAUGGAAGAUGACGUCUGACUUGGUUGGAGGUGGAGAGAGAUUGGCCUUCAGAGGUGGGGGUGGAGUGGCACUGGGCUUCUUGAGGUGGUGUUGGAGAUGAAGAAUGACUGGACUCUAGAUGUGAAGAGAAACUCUAGUUUCAGAGGUAGAAAGAGUGGGACCCUCAAAAUAGUGGUGGAGAGAAACCGGCCUUGGGAGGUAGAUAGAAAAAGGCUUCUCAAAUUGGAGGUAAAGAGAACCCAGAAUCAAGGAAUAGAGUUGAUGAUGGAGAUAGAGUGAAACUAGCUGGAGGUGGAUAUGGAGAGAGCCUGCACUUCUUUAGAUGGAUACAAAGAUGGAGAGAGAUGGGCCUACUAUGAUGAAAGUGUAUAUGGAGAUAGUUGGGCCUCCAGAUGUGGAAAUGCACAUGGAGAGAAACUGACCUCUGGAGGUCUCCAGGGACGGAACUAGAGAAAGAGGUAGAGCGAGGCUGGCCUCCCAAGAAGGAAGUGGAUAUGAAGGCCUCCAGAGAUGUAGAUGCAGGUGGAAUGAGAUUGGACUACACUUUUUUCAUUGGGUCCUGCCCAGCAUGGUGAGAAAACAGCCCUUCUGAAUCCAUGACUUCCAAAAAGCAGGAGCAUUUCUCUGAUGGCUGAGUGGAGUUUCUACCUGCAGCCACACCACCUUCCACAGCAGCAUGCACUAUGGGCUACGAUUACCACAGUAUACGUAGUUGCCAAGCGACAAGAGGCCUCUGGUGUAUGUGGCUCAGUCCUGUUGCCAAGUGAUGGGGCUCAGUGGGAGCUGGUGGUGGCACUCAGGGACUGGCGUCGCCACUGGGACCAAGGGCACCGUUGCUAAGAGAUGCCACCAGCAAGUCAGAGUUGUGGGUAGGAGACAUGGAGGAAGGGAGGGAAGAGGCGCUUAUCAAGGAGAGCCAAGGACAAAGGGCUUUCUGAGUCAAUGGGCUCACACAGGGAACAAGUGCGUGUCAUGCCUAGCUGACACAACCAUCCUCAGCAUUACAAUCUGUACACACAGAAGGAGAUACAUCUCUCCUCGAUAUGCUCUAUUAUUCUGCGGCAGGUCAAAUUGUGGUCCACGAAACAACAUUUAAAUACUAACGUGACAUGCUACACAACAGCACUGACCACAACAGGAGGGCAAACAUUUAAUUUAAUAAUGUUGAUGUUAGCACUUCAUUAGAUGUAACAGUGAAAGUAGGCAAGACAAAUGACAGAUUUGGCAAAAGUAUGGCAGGUGAGUGUGAUGAAAUCAGCAGGAAGUCUUAAUUUGGAUUCUUCUCUAUAUCCAGAGCAGGAGCUUGAACAUGAGAACAUGGAUGAAUCAAAAACUGUAGAUUGGUACCAUGCCUAAAAUAUAACUGUUGACAAGCUGAAUUUAAAGAUGCUGAACAAACCUUAUGACAUCUACAGCUAUGAACAACAUACAUUUUAUUGUUUUUGGGCAGCCUUUUUUGUUGUAGUGUGUGCAUAUAUUACAGCUGAUUGAUCAAAAACUUUAGCUUUUAGAUAGAUAACAGCCACAAAAAUGGUGGCAGAGUAAUGCAGAGGGUUUCUCCAGGGUUUGAUCCUGAGCUCCGGUUACUAUCUGUGUGGAGUUUUGAAUGUUCUCUGUGGUUCUCCGGUUUCCUCCCCCCUCCCAAAAACUGGACUGGCAACUCUAAAUUGCCCCAGGUGUGAAAGAUUGCUUGAAUAGGUGUGUUUGAUGGCCUACCAUGCAAGGUGUAUUCCCGCCAGUGCCCAGUGUUCCUGGGAUAGGCUCUGGAUCUGUCGCAACCUUGACUAAGAUAAAGCGGGAACUGAAGAUGAAUGCAGCAAAAGAUAGCCAAAAAAGUGAAAAAAAGAAGCAAAGACGGUGAGAGAAUAUGAUUAUUUAAGUGGUGUAGCAGGUAGCUGGUUGAAGUAGGUGGCUGUUUGAAAUACUAGCAGGGACUUACACUGUUUACAUUGGAAGACUGGAAACUUGCAAGUUAGUAUGCUACACUGCCAUGAUUAUGCCACAUUUCACAGAAAAGCAUCCAGAGUUUUCAUGUCAGUUGAUUAGUAGCUGAACAGCUUAGUUUUUGCACUAUACCAAAUAAAUGAGAUGAAAAUAAACAGUGUAGCAAGCUAGAUCACCUUACUCUGCUAAGUUAACAAGUAGCUAGUACUAAGUAGUUAGCAGGCAAUGCUUUGUGUGCGUUUCUUUUCAAUUUUGCUCCAACGAGGGGCGAAGGGCUGAUCGGCAUCAUGUAACUGCUCAAAGAACACUUAAAUCAAAGAACUUAUAAGCACUUGGUACUUUUCACCAGACAUUUCUCUUCACAUAAUGUUGUGUGUGUAAUGUAUAUGCAUCAUGCAUAGCUGUAAAGCCUCUCUAAUACAGCCAAGAAUAUCACCAAAACUUGUAAGCAAACUGGUUACAUUGGUUAAAAAAAUAAAUAAUAAUAAAAAGAGGCACUUGCAUUGGCCCUUAAUGCAUCAGUCCAUAUGCUGUGCUGUUUGUUCAAUUAGAGAGUGAACUAUGCUUGGAUGGAGGCCUCAGCUUUUAGUCCUACAUCCACUAAGGUACCUCCUUAGAAAGUUCUCCUAAAAUCACUCCUCACUUGGAGCGCACUCCACUGCACUACAUCUAGAUAGUGUUGUGCCGUAUAUUAUAGUGCUAUAGGGGGAUUUGCAGUGGGGAUGGUAUAGAGCAUGACUCGUUCUGGCCAGAGACCUGGCUCGCGGCUUCAUUUAUCAGCGAGGACGCACGCACAAAGGCCUCAGUGUGGGGGCCGGUAAUUGGAUCUGCGACACGCCGGUGCCCCUAAGACCUGACUUCCCCCUCCUUCCCCAAAUUCCCCCUUCCUUCUUUUCCCUUCUCUCUUCCUUUGCUGUUACUCACUCGCUCCCUCUUUCAUCUCACCAUUAUCUCCGCUGGCUCAGUGCGUCAGGAAGCACGCUGCAUGAGCACACGCAGACAUGCCCUGACUCACACACAACCACGGAGACAUGAGCGGAUAUGUUGCCCACGGUCAGGCGCUGACUUCUCUCACUUUGUAAUAUUAACAUUUAACUACAGUGUGGAGAUAAUAAGCUUUGUACAGGCCAUCCAUUAUAUGGACUUCAUUAUAUCUAUUUUUUGUGUCUAUUAUUGUGUUUAUCUUAAAGAUAUAAAGAAAGAGUUGACAAGGUGAAAAUGUGCUGCAUUACAUUUAAGCUUCAACUGUGCAGAAGUUUGAUCAUAUACAAUGUACGUAUAUGUGUAAAAUGUACUCUGUGGGGCAAUACAUUCAAAAAAUGUAGCUCGCAAUGAACCUUAAAAUAGGACCAGACAUCUAAAUUCUUUAGACUAUAAAGAUAAAGUUUCUGAAAAUGUUUUGGUUAACAUAGUUAGCUAAACAUACAUUACAGAAAAGCUGGGGCCAUGACUGAUGUGGCCAUGACCAUUUCGCCUAAUAUAUAAGACAUAAAACAUAGUGGGCAUAUUGUUUUAGGAAAAUAAUCAAUGCUGGAUUGUGUUGGGAUAUAGCCUGAUGUGUAGAGGAGGACCAAUACCACCGAGAAGUUGCUUAUUUUCCAGCACAGCAUGUUUUCCAGUAACAGCACAUCCUGAAGUGUUUAUUGCUUUUAUACCACAACAAUUUGUCAACAUUUUGUAAUUUACUAAAGAGCAACUUGCCAUACAUAUAACCAUUUAUAGUUUCAUUUAAUGUUGUGAAACAUCCACAAAACAUCUUCUCACUUAAAAUUAGUUAGACCAAAAAAAAAAAAAAGCUUGUCAUGUUACUGAGAAACCCAAAAGAGCAAAGUGCAAGAUCUUGAAAAUAUCCUGACCAAUCAGAUUUGAGAAUUAACCAGCACAGUGAUAUAACAAAUAGUAGCUAAUCAAAAGAAGCUUCAUAAACAAUACGUUCUUGUAAACUGUUUGGAUUUGUUUGUUAGCAGCCAGUAACCUCCUGAGAUGUUGUUUAUAAUCAACAAACAAGGAUCGACAACAUAAUAUGAUGAAUAGAAUAUACAGAUUGUGCAUGUUAUGAAAAUUAGAUAUAGCAUUUAUCAGUGUAACUCUGCUAUUGGAGUAAAUCAAUAACAAGUUACUACUGGACAAUGUGGUAGUUAAUCUAGAGAUUUGAGGCUGAACGCUGAGAUGCAAUUGACCAUCUACAACGUCUACUUUUAAUAUUAUUUCAUCUGUACACAUUCAAAUAUCACUUACCGAUGUAAUAAAAUUAAUCAAAUACAACAAACUAAUUCAGUAGGUUAUUAUGUAAAGCUAUAAAGAUAUAUAUCAUAUUGUAUGCUUUUCUUCAAAGCUUCAAAUUAAGCCACAAUACAAUUAAAGCAUACAGCUGAGUUGAGGUGAAGGUUAUGGGACUUGAUGAAGGACCAAAAACAGGCUGUCUGAAAGUCUUGGGAUUUGAACUCACAACCAAUCCCUGAGCAAUCACUGCCCCAAAAAAAUAAAAAAUAAAAAAUAAUAAUAAAAAAGUGAUCUGCAUUGACAUGUCCCAGAAACACCAAUCCAGGACGUACCCAAACCCCUUACAUCAUUGCCAGUUUUUUGUCAUCUGGUUAGAUGUUUAAUUUUUUUUUUAAUCCCUUUUUUUUUAGGUCCCACCUAUCGUACACCAGCUAUCAAUUUGAGAACCUGAGACACAUUUAACCAAAGAAAUGCAAACUGACUUGUCCAUUCCCUCCACCCAUUCUUAACAAUUCAACAAUCAGCUCUGUUAUGUCAUCAAAUCUCAGGGGACCACAAUCACACAGGACCUCAGGUCUUCCAUUAAUGAGAAAGCUUAGCAAAGAACAGCUGGCAAUGUUCUAUCUACUCCAGGCCAUACUGGUGCAAUUCUACACUGCCACCAUUGAAAGCAUCCUUAUUUCAGCCUUUACCAUCUGGUUUGGUGCGGCUUCCUCACAGGAAAUAAGGAAAUUACAACGCGCUGUCAAGAUGGCUAAGAACAUCAUUGGCUGUGAUCUGCCUUCACUACAUGACCUGUAUGUCUCCGGAAUGCGAAGGCGAACAGGAAAAAUCAUUGCUGACACCUCUCAUCCUGCAAACAGUCUGCUCCAAAAACCGACGUCAGGAAGGUGUUUCAGAUCACUGAUUACAAAAACAGCAUGACAGCUGAAUAGUUUAUUUCCCUUAGCAGUCUCUAUACCAAACAAACUGGUUAGAACAGCGUUAUGGGAGAUUGUACCAAUGUCAGAUGCACACUUAACUACAGCUGUUAUACUAAAAGCCAUCGACUACAGCUUAUCAAACUGCUGCUUCUGCAACAUCAAAUUGCAGCUAAAUGUACCUUCUUUCAUAUCUAUAUGAGCACACAGACUCCAAAAACUGGCUAGUGUUGUUUGUAUCGACAGGGGAGAGUGUAAUGGCAUCAUUCCCAUUCAGAGUCCAGGACCAAAUACAUCCCGUUGGAGUCCUGGAGAUUGGCUGUCGACUCAUUGGGAUUUGACCUCACAAAGUCCUAACAACAGUGUGAGCACUAUAGUAUAAUACUACUCAGGAGUCUGGUUCAUUUAUUUUUAUUUUAUUCACCAAAAUCUCGCUAGUUGCAUUAGGAAAUAGAUAUGAGUCAGCUUUUGUUUCUUGAAUUAUAAUGUGGCAUUAAUUCAAGUGUAAUUGUAGAUGCAACUCAUCAGCAACUGAAUAAAUAUGCCAAGAUAUCUACAGAUCUACAGACUACUUGGAAUAUACUUACUCACUUUCAGUGACUGCUUCAUCCUGGUCAGAGCCUACCCUGGGACAACUGGGCCGUGAGACAGGAAUACGCCCUAAUUGAAUUGGGUUGUCCAAUUUAAUUCAAUUCAAUUUUCUUUGUACAGUGCUUGUAAAGUAUGCUUUACAUCUUCCAUGUUCUUCUUAUGUUGUUCGAUAGCUCACUAUUAACCUCAUUAUGCAUAAUAGUUUGAAGCAAUAGUUCGGCCAAAAAUGAAAUGUAGAUCCUUUUAUUUUAUUUCUUUAACCCCAAUUUUAGUGACUUAUCCAGGUCAAGAUUGGUGUGCUGCUAAUGUUGCACAUUAUGCGAACUGCCUGUCGAUAUCAUCAUACAUUUAGUUACAAAACAUAACAGAAUAAAUCUGUAUGUAAAAAAGUAAAUAUACACUAAACACAAUUAUGCAUUCAAAAUGUUCAAACAGCCCUCCUACCUGGGCCUCCUCCCUACUACAUGUACUGAAGGAAAAAGCUGAUGUGGCUUCAAGAUGGCCGCUACAAUUUUAUGCUGUGUUCAACUAAACUCGUUUAACUCUGUAUUUCUGAAUUCCAAUUAGGAAAAAGCAAAGAAAACCAUCAUGUCUAACUGGAAUUCCAGUUUGAGAAGUUAAGGUCUAUCAGCCUUGAGUUCAGCAUAUGAUGUCAUAUCAAGAUGGCUGCUCACACUGUAAAGUACAACUUCUUUACUUUUAUAUGAGAUUGUAGUAGCAUUUGUUUUGGCUAAAUCAACAUACAGUCACAGCAGUUAGUUAAACCUAUAACAUUAACCAUGCAGUAAAAAGUAAAAAAAAAAAAAAAGAUGUAAUUCCCGUUUCCAGCUUCCCAAUUCAGAGUUGCAGCAUUUAGCCCUGUGAUGUAUUUUUGCCAAUUUUCAUAUUAGCUAUUCUAGCUAUACGUUUCUCUUAUUUUGUAGCAAUUAGCUUGCACCUCCAGUGCCAAACAUAUCAUUUGCAUUUGAAUUAAAGGAAUAAAUGAUGCACAUUUCACUUUUGUCUAAACUUUAUGUAACAAAAAAAUGAGUCACUAUAUCAUUCAGUAGAAUGGACACUAUUUUGCAAAAGCAUAAUUCUUAGUAAAUCUCUCUCCCAGAGCUACAUAUAAUCAUGCAACAAAAAAAUCUAACAAGGUUUCUAAAUGAAUUCUUAAUGUGUGCGAAUGCUGCAAUAAGUUUUAUUGAGGGAACUGAGUGCAGCUGUGUGAAUCAAGCUUAGGCACCCCCAAACCACAAUGGCGCAAAGCUAAUGGCUCCUAGCAUGCUUAUUUAUAGCAUCUCCUCCAUGACUAAUGCUUUCAACAUCCACCUUCGUCCUUGCCUGCGCUGCCUAAUCCUUCUUCUGCCAUGUCUGUUUUUGCUUCUUGUUUGUUUCUGGUGCUGCCGCAGUGGCAUCGGUGCCGGCUUUAGGUUUGGUCUGGGUUUGGGCCGCUGCUGCUGGCUCCUGAGCACUCAGCCAGGCCCCCGCGGCCUGGGCCUUCUUCCAGCAUGGGCGGCAGCAGAGCGGACAAAGGAGCUCAGUCUGUGUGUGUGUGUGUGUGCGUGUGUGUGUGUGUGUGAGAGAGAGAGAGAGAGAGAGAGCAAGAGAGAACGAGAGAGGGAGAGAGAGCGUGGGCUUGGAGAGAGAACCUGGCGAACCCAGCGCGACGGUCUUAUCCUCACGGCUCAAGCACACGCCACCAGCUGCUGCCCUCUUCCUGUGCUUUCAUUAAAGCAGUCUCCGUCCUGCUCCACGGGGCCAAAGCAGCCAGCUCCGGCACACAGCCACUGCAGCAUUCACGGCACCAUGAAAUAUCGUUGUGUCCUGAGCCUGGUGUCUGGUCAACGCUGGCCUGCUUUUGCAUCUUUGAAUAUUCAGGUGUGCUUUAGUUCAUGCAUGUGCUCCCAUGUGCUCCCUCGGUAUGUGUGUUAUUAUGUGUUUGCAUUCACGUGUGUUCGUGUGAGUGUAGGUGCAUGUGCCCGCAUGUGGAAAGGCUGCAUCAAGAACGUCGAGCCCAGAGCCAAGCCAGGCAUUGCCAGAGGGAGCGCCUGCUAUGUAGGGCGCCUGGCGAGCUGGACGCCAGUAGAAUAUCAACGCAGAGUGCACGCCACUCCUUCCCACAGCCCACCUGCCCUGAGAGAGAGAGAGAGAGAGAGAGAGAGAGAGAAAGAGGGGGAGGGCUGCAGGAAAUUGCCAGGUAGUGUCCAGACCCACUUCCCUGCGUCGCGCCCAAUUAAUCAGUAUCACAAUCCAUGCUGGACUCUCCCUCAUCAUUAAUAGGAGGUGUGUGUUUAAAGGAAUACUAAGAAUCUCUACUACAAGUAUGCUGUUUGAGAGUCAAUCAGUACUAGAGGGCUUUAUGGAACUAAAUAGCACUGUUGUAUGUCACAUUAAAGUACCAACACAAAAGGAAUUAUUUUUCCAAUAACAGCAUGUCCUGAAUUGCUUUAGUUUUUGUUUUACCUAUACAGUGAAAAGUAAUAUUGUGAUUUUAUAUAUAUAUAUAUAAAAUCACAUACUACAACAAUGUGGCAAGACUGCAGUUUUUUUAUUUAUUAAAGAACAAAAUUUCUUUACUUUUUUUUAUCACUUUAAUGUUUUAGAACAUCCAUGAAACAAUGACUUAUGUUAUAGUAGCUAUAAUCAGUCAUACCCUCACUAUCCUCUCUUUUUUCUGUCUCUUGAAGUUAAUAAGACAAAAAAAAUGCAGCUCCAUUCUGAAGACUUUUGUACCACACAACAUGAAGUUACCUCAUCCAUUAAAAAAUACUACUUGAAAGUUGCAAAUUGAUUUUCUUUGGCCUGACAGAAAAUAAAACGAAACAGGCAUGUAUAGUAUCCACUGAUCUUUUUCCAAACAUCAACUGAAAUGGUGUUCUGCUGUUGUAGCUCAUCCGCCUCAAGGAUUGGCAAGUUGUGCAUUCUGAGAUGCUUUUCUGCUUACCACGGUUGUAAAGAGUGGAUAUCUGAGUUACUGAACCUUUCCUGUCAGCUCAAAAUAGUUUGGCCAUUCUCCUCUCUCUCUCUCUGACAAGGCAUUUCCAUCAGCAGAACUGUUGCUCACUGGAUGUUUUCUGUUAUUCGCACCAUUCUGAGUAAACUCUGUAGGAUGUUGUGCGGAAAAUCCCAGGAGAUCAGCAGCUUCUGUAAUAAUCAAACAAGCCCUUCCAGUACCAACAACCAUGCCACAGUCAAAGUCCCUGAGAUCACAUUUUCCCCAUUCGGAUAAAGCUCUUGACCUGUAUCUGCUUGAUUUUGUGCAUUCUGCUGCUGAUACGUGAUUGGCUGAUUAGAUAAUUGCAUGAAUGUGCAGGAGAACAGGUGCUCCUGUUAAGAUGGCUGGCAUGUAUAUGUCAUACCAUGUGAAGUGAGCAGAAGUUAACUUGAAAAUCAUAAAUUUUACGUGGAUCAAUGGUAUGAAAUAUGUAAACUCAAGCAAAGAAAAUCAGAAACUUUAAGAUUUAUGAUAAAAUGAUGAUGUAGACCCCAUUUUUUAUUAAUGGGGCUUAAUGUUUGAAGGUAGCCUAUGCUUGCAUGGUUGUUGAAUUUAAAUCAGCUGCCUGGUUUUACAUUUAGCCUAAAAAGGAAAAUGUUAGGUUUCUGUUAUAAAACUGGUGCUUUACAAAUGAUACAUUAAGUAUUGAAUAAUCACAUUUUUUUAAAACUCAAAUUGUUCAUGACUAGUUGUAGUACCUACUAUAGGUCACAUAGAGUAUAGAAUAUGAUUUUAGUUUUGAUACAAGUGUUUAUCCAUUGCUUCUUCUGCCAUUUUUGAGUGGACUGCCGUUUGUUUGUGGCUGAGAGGAGGAGAUGUGUGUGUGUGUGUGUGUGUGUGUGUGAACUGAGAACAUCAGUAUUCGGCAACACCUGUGAGGCUCAAGUUCCUUUGUGUGCAUGUACACACCUGAACACACACACACACACACACUUUCUCACAUGCCUGCUCUGUACCACCCCUCUCAGGGCUGCAGUUCAGUCUAAAAAUGUCUCGUUGAGAUAACAUUAGACAGACAGCAGUGAACUAACUGGCAGUGGUGCGUUGGAUCCUUUUAGCCAAUCAGGAGUGUCAUGUACCAGCUCUUUUAACAUGACUCGUAGUUUAAAGUGAUACGCGGUUAUCAUCUAUGAUUACGUGCUGUUCCCGAUAUUGGGCCAGUCCCAACGUUGGGUAUAUUCAUGCCUCUGUUUUGAGUGUGUGUGCAUGCGUGUGUGUGUGUGUGUGGCGUGCAGUGCUGCGUGGAGGACGUGCUCGGUGUGGGUAGAAAGACAGCUGCCCUGACAGAUGCCAGGAGGCAGGACCCCACCAGGGAGCAGGGGGGAUGGAGCUGGCACUCCCUCACCCCAACGGAAACACCAUGGGCUGCAGAGGAAGUGGCAACGGGGAGAAACUCAGUGUGUGUGUGUGUGUGUGUGUGUGUGUGUGUGUGUGUGUGUGUGUACCUGAAUCUACAUUGAUCCAAGCCCGUGUUUGUCACGUUUUUAUACCUGCAAACAUAACAUUAAAGUUUGAAAAUUGAUAUUAAUGAAUGAUCACAAUUAUGAUGCAUGAAGCAUCUACAAAUAAGUCAAAGUUUUUCAUUAAAUGAUUCAAUUUGUAAUGAAUACAUAUUAAAUGGUAUUAACAGAAAUUCAGCCAU